ACGUCGAAUAUCGGUCACAGACUCCAGUGAGAAUGAACGCAUCCAAUUAAUUGCCGGGCAUCAGGCACACCACUAGCGCGGUGCACGCGCCGCGCGCGGACGUUUCCGUGUACACGCUUUUUUUUAAAUCGACAAGGAAAAGCGCGCGAACAAACGUCAACGUCGUAGUGACGGAUUUAUGUUUUUUUUUUAAUUUAUUUAAAUAGUGCGUUGUGCUGAAUAUUCCGGCCAGUAUUUAUCGUUAAUUAAAAACAACGCUUCUGCUAAAAGACAAUUUUUUGUAAGCAGGAAUUAUUAAAAAUAAUGUCUUCGAUAAGCAAUCGCAGCUGAGUGCAAAUGUCGUCGCUAUCGGUCGCUCAGCUCGAUCACCGUUGCCGAGGUUGUUUGCAAACGAUAUAGUAUCGAGCGCACAAUGAUCGCGGUGAACGGCAAUUCUUCUCGGAAAUCCACGCGUUGAUUCAUACACCGGUUAUCGGGUUUUGCGGUGGCAGCAAGCGGCGGCAUGGCGUGCGAGGUCGCAAGUUGGGUGCCGAGCGCCGUGGCGGCCACACUGCGCGCCGACCGUUCCGCCACGCCUGUGAUCGAGUGGCUCGCCCUCAUCCGCGCCUCCAUAGAAGAGUACGACCCUCUAGUCGCAGUAAGCCCGCCCGCGGACCCCGAGCCCGAGUCGGAAGACGCCUUCGAUGCCAUCCUCUCACAGCUCGGGACCGAGAUCUACAAGCUGGACGAGUACCAUAGGAACCUCGUUCCCGCGGAGGAAGAGGUCUCCCUCAGCAUACUGAACAUCUUCGACGAGUGCCUGCAGGCGAUGGAGCCCGCGACGCGAGACAUGGACACGGUGCCCGAGGAUUGUGUGGUGAACGGUGCGGUCAGUGACUGUGAGUCAAGUCUCUCGGAUGUGUCGUUUGUGACCAGUACUCCCGCCAAAAGUGAUGAAAUGUUGGAUAGUGAUGUGACACGCAGUGCGCCGGUGCCAGUGCCAAGGAGGACGGCUACGAGUGGGGCGAUGGUGCUCGACUCGGACAGCGACUCGGAGAGCACUUGCUGGAGCUACAAGGAAUGCAGUUCGGGCGUCGAGGCGGCGCGGACUUACGCUGCGGUGUGGGCGCACUCCACCGGCUUCCACAAUUCGGACGAGAUCCUCCGGCGGGUGCUGUCUCAACAUCACGCUACCAUCUCGCGGAUUGCUUUCGACGAGGCGGGCGAGUUCACUCCGCCUUCUUACUCGGUGUACUCAUUGCAUGAGGUGGACGAUAUGCAAGAUGUGUGUGACGUACGCGAGGACGACCGCGAAGGUGACAGGUGCGCCGGCGCCCGUGUCGACUCGGAGGCGCGCUCAGUCGGCGAUAUGACGCCCGACCGGCCGGACGACGGCUAUGAGCCGGUGCGCGACGCGCUCACCACGGACGAGAACAUCUACGAAGAGAUAGAGUACGGAUACAGCUACACGGACGAAGGGUGCUCGUGCGGCGGCAGCGUGGAGGUCGAGAGCUGCUCCGUAAGCGCUAGUUCGGAGGGUGUGGGCCGCGAGAGCCCUCUGUACGCUAACCUACGGGACCAUGAUGCUUACGCCGUCCCUCCCGACGUCAUCUUCUGGAAGAACCUGCUCACGGAUCCCUUCUACAACGAGGACGAGGAGGAUGAGUGGAUAACUCCGGAGGAGUGCGCUGUGUACAGUCGCGAGCGCAGGCCACCACUGGUUAUCCCUCGCAUUACACAGUACCGCGCCCCGCGGCGUGACAUCAGGCAGCAAAACUUCACUGGACAUACAUACGAGGAGUCAGCAAAGGAAUGGAGCCCUGCGUCAGAGCGAGGUGCGCUUGGGUACAGCAAGCUGAGCGCGGAGAGCCCGCCCUUCGUCAGGAUCAACAAGAAAUUAGGUGGUUCAACAGAGAACCUAAUUGUGCCGAACCUCCGGCCGAGUCACCUCCACCUGCCCGCCUCCUCCUCCGGAGACAGUCUUGACGUGGAGGUGCGUGACAAGGAGCCAGCCUACUCACGCAGCAGGAAGUCACGCUCCAUGGUCGCACACAAGAGGUCGCCAGUACCCGCGCCACGCAGAGUGCUGCCACCUACUGAGGUAUACGAGCGUGCGCCGGAGCCGGUGCAGUCAGCCAGCUCGGUGGUCGACGAGCGACUGAUCAAACGCACCAAGUAUUCAGAGAGUGGCAAGAAGAGCAAGAAGAACUGGAGCGAAUGCUACAUGGUGUUAACACACACCGCACUCUACUUCUACAAGGAUCAGAGAACGUAUAAUGCCACCAAGAUCCGCAAGCCGGGCACACCGCCCAGCCCGACUGCACCUCGUGCUGAGCUCAUCCUGCCGCUGCGUAACGCGCAUGUGCUGCCUUGUAUACAAGCCCAUACAAGAAGAUACACGAGGUCAUUCACCCUGACAGUGGGCUACGAUACAUACCUGCUGCAGGACGAGAGCGACGACAAAGCCAAGCAGCUGCUCAUGCUUAUACAGAAUAUUAUAUACAAACUGGGACCUCCGACCUUGGAGGAGUAUCCUCCGCAGUACCAGAGCAGCAACACGGACCUGGAGAGCCUGGGCCGCACGCCGCCCGUCGCAAGACAUGCACGACACAAGAAAGCCGGUGGGAGUAGCAACGAGGAUCUCAGUGAUUCCACUGAGGUUUCGACACAGAAAUCUCAAGUGACAAAAGUACUGAGAAAAUUCUUCCCGAAGCGGCCGACGAUGGAAGAUCUGGUCAAGAAAGGGAUAUAUAAAGAUGAGCCUGUAUUCGGUCGGAAGCUGGAGGAGGUGUGUUCGGAGAGCAGCCCUCGUGUGCCGGAGUUCGUGCGCGCUUGCGUCCGGGAGAUCGAGAGCACCGAGGAAAACAUGUCCACAGACGGCCUUUAUCGGGCUAGCGGGAACCUCAGCCAGGUGCAGAAGAUACGGCUAGAGAUCGAUCAGAAGAAUCAGUCCGUGAUCAGUAACAAUACAGAUAUCCACGUGCUGACUGGCGCUCUCAAACUGUUCUUCCGUGAGCUGAAGGAACCGCUCAUACCUUGCACCAUGUUUGAUAGAGUUCUCGCUGCAUGCUCGAUCAAGCCUCGUGAAGCGCGGAUUAAGGAGUUCCGCGAAAUUGUAAACUGCCUCCCCGAGUGCAACCGGGACACGCUCAAGUUCCUGCUGGAACACCUACUCAAGGUAACACAAUACAGCGAGCGUAACCGCAUGCACACAGCUAACUUGGCGAUAGUGUUCGGUCCCACGCUGCUGUGGGCGCCGGCCGCGCAGGCGCACAACAUCGCUGUAGACUGCAUUCAGCAGAACAACGUCGUCGACAUCCUCCUCAACGACUACCACGACAUAUUUGACAGGAGACAUGCGUGACUACACACGUCAUUGUACUAUAAACCAGCUGUCAAACAUACAUGAUGCAUUGUGUUGGCAACACUGGAUGAGUGCGAACUGAAUUUGUUCGCGCCAUUUAAGUUGGCACGUCCGAUGCAAGCGUACUCGUGUACCCAACGUGCCAACUAAAUCGUGUACUUAGAGAUAAAGUUGGCAGUCUUACAUAAAGUGCUUGUUUCCGAUGUGCCAACUCAUAGUGUACCCAGUAUUUGAUUUGAGAAAAAAAAUCUUUGAUAUGUCACUGGUCUCUAUGGAUGGAUAGGUUAUUGCUUGGAAAUGACAAAUUUUGCUACGUUCCGAAUUCAACACGACUGUUGAGGUUUUUGACUGUUGUACCUUGAUUUAAUCUGAAUCCUCACCUACGCUACCAACCGCAAAAUGGCGCAAGUCAAAUUGGCACAAAAUAUCACCAUUGAUAGCCUAUCCAUAUAUGGAGUUCAGCGACAUAAAUACAUGUGCUUUGUUCGAUUGCAGAAUGAAUAUAAACAAUUAAAUUGUUGAUUUUAUAUAGCUGGUUUAUUUAAGAUUAAUAAAAAAUGACAUAUUUAGGAUUUAUCUCGUAUAUUGCAGACAUAGAUUAAUGUAAGUUUCGUUGCUGUAACUUGGCGUUUCUAUUAAGACUUGUAUAAAAAUAAUAUAAAAUAUAUUUAGUAUGGCGGCUUUCUUCUGAGUCAAAAACGAAUCACAUAAAAAAUCUAAUUUACUCGAUAUAAGAUAGGUGCUUACGUUAUCUGUAAAUACCAUCGAUAAAUCGAUAAUAUUAUAUCGAUAUAUUACAAGCAAAUAUUCGAUAUUAGACUCGGUUGAAUUUCUCCUUUAUUAUUCUAACGUUUUAAUGAGUAUGCGUUGUGUAAUAGGUGAGCGACUUUCAUUAAACUUUUUUUUAUUUAUUACAACUAAUUAAAAAUGUAAAAUAGCAAUAAAGAACAUUAAUUUUAAAACUAAUAAUUUGAUCUGUCAAAAUAUUUGACAAUAAAAAUUGGCGCCAAAAUAACUGUCACGAUAACCACUUUUUUCGUUCAGAAAGUCGCUAACACAUGUAAAUGAUUAGAUUUCUUAUAGUACAUAAAUGUUAAGUUUUUAUGUUUCUUGUAGAUAAAUAUUGUGAUAUGAAUGAAAGUGUUUGUAUGUUUGUAAACUAUGAUCUCUGCGCUCAUGUUCUAACAUUUACAGAUAUAACCUGAGGAGGUUCGAUGGAAUCUUAUAGCUUGAGGUUUUUAUGAGUUUUGGCUCCGUCUUACUAAACUAUGACAGGCUGAGGUCUAUUUUUCUUGGUCAUACAACUUCGGAAUAUCUUGAUUGACGCCGUUUUAUUUAAACUACAAUUUGAAUUCCCAUUUAAAUUUAAGAUGCAAUAAAAAUUCCUUAUCAUGAUUACAAACGCAAAAUAAGAUAUUAUUUUUAAUCUGUUCUAAUUUGUGUCUGUGGUUUUGUCAAAAUUGUUAAAUAAAAAGUAGCUUGUAACGUUCGAUUCUCUCUAUAUUAAAUUCAUUCUUUGUAUGACUCUUGAAAUAAAGGAAAGAAAACAUUAUUGAGGAUUGUAUUUCGAUAAUAAAUCGGUUUUGUUAUGUGUCGGUAUAGUUUACGGGAAGACUGCGGGAAGUUUUAGAGUUUAGUUAUUGUUACUACUUGGUAGUUUUCUUGUAGUUUUAUAGUUCAUACGCCACGCGAGAUCCUAGUUACCUCUACAGCAUUCUCCGGGGCCAACAUUGUAAAUAGAAGUGUCCUAUUUUAGGCUCUAAGCCGGCUUAUUAUGUGCCUUAAUAUAAAUAUGAUUUUGUAAAUAUUCAUCAUAGAUGAUAAAAGAGGUUAUGUGAUAUGAGAUAGUUGUUGUGUGUUGUAAUUUUGUUUAUAUUUUCUUUUUUUUUGUAAUGAAAAUGCAUGCAAGUGACGGUCUAGUCCUUAUCGUUAUAAAAUGGACUUUAUUAUCAACCAUGUAAGGCGGAAUAUUGAUUAACAAACGAUUAGGUAAAAUGGCGCGCGGCGUUACUAAAAGAUUCCAAAUUAGCGAAUAACAAAAAAUGUGUC
This is a messenger RNA of Papilio xuthus (Asian swallowtail), 5392 nucleotides long. RefSeq lists its product as uncharacterized. The record is from RefSeq and is a predicted model, not a curated record. Gene Ontology annotation, biological process: signal transduction; regulation of GTPase activity. NCBI's taxonomy places the organism in Eukaryota, Metazoa, Arthropoda, Insecta, Lepidoptera, Papilionidae. Bases 503 to 3343 code for a protein of 946 amino acids. The transcript has 13 exons. Gene Ontology annotation, cellular component: cytoplasm.